Cylicostephanus goldi is the source of this 371-nucleotide messenger RNA. The record is from the annotation of a GenBank genome assembly. NCBI's taxonomy places the organism in Eukaryota, Metazoa, Nematoda, Chromadorea, Rhabditida, Strongylidae.
AUGCGAUGUGCAUGCCGAUGCUGCAGAUUCAAUAAGUGUGUUAGAGUCGGCAUGAAAAGAGAGGCGAUCCAGUUUGAACGGGACCCAACCGGUGGUAGUCCAUCGAAACGGUCCCGAGUGAGCCCAGCUCCUGGUCAGGAGCAAGCCACUGAAAAUCAAACACCGGUCAUAGCAGCAUUAAUGGAUAUGGAACAUAGGGUGAAUCAGGAGAUGUGUUCCCGUUACCGUAAUUCGGUCAUACAACAACCUGCCAAUACUACUGGACUUAGCAGUGAUGGCGAACCAUCAACUUCGGCGUUUUCGCAGCCGAAUAAGCCGUGUACGGCGGAGGUAAAUAACCUGAAUAUUGUCUAUAUUUUUUGCUUCUAAUU